AUGCUGAUACAGAAAGGAGCUGAUGUCAAUCUGGAAGAUGGUAGAGGUUCCACACCUCUUCAUACUGCUGUGGGUUGGGACAAUUUAGCCUGUGUUACAGCUCUUCUUGAAGGUGGAGCCCUUGUGAACAAACGUGUACCAGGUUCGCAGCCUGUGUUAUUUGCUGCAAACAGGCUUGACAUGGUUCAGAAGCUGGUAGCUGCUAAAUGUGACAUUAAUGCAACGGAUGAAGAUGGAAGAUCAGCCUUACACACAGUGGCCGGAUUUAACAACUUUGAUGUUCUUAAAUUUUUAUGCAACAAAGGAUGCAAUGUUGAUCAGAAGGAUGAGUACGGCCUCACAGCGUAUCACGUGGCAGCAGAGUAUGGGGAUCUGGAUAUACUGAAAUAUCUGCAUAAAAUGCAUGCUAAGCCGACAGUUGAUGUUGACGGAUUGUCAGUGCUUCACUACGCUUGCUGUUCCGUCAAUGAAACAAUGGAAAAGGUGCAGUUCCUGGUGGACACUGUGAAGGUGCCACUUGAUACAAGAGAUGAGGAUGGAAGAACAGCGCUGUAUCCAGCAGUGCAGACAGCAGGGUUGGAAGUGGUGGAGUUCCUGGUAGAAAGGGGGCUGAGUAUAAGGGACAGGGACAAGGAUGGCAACACCUAUCUACAUGCGGUAUUUCUAAGGUAUGAAAAGUCCACCCAUGAUGAACUGGUGACGUUCCUGUUCAAGGCCAACUUGGAUCCAGACUUGUACAACACACGUGAUGGAAGAACACCACUGCAUCUCGCAUUAGAUUCAGGACUGUGGUAUUUCUUUGAAGACCAUUUGGUGACUUUGAUUGACAGAACUUCCAAUAUCAAUCACAAAGAUUCCGAAGGAAGGACGCCUCUUCAUAUGGCAGCAUACCGUGACGCCAGUUGGGUUGUGAAGCGACUCCUUGACAAAGGAGCUGUCAAAGAGAUAAAGGAUUCAGAAGGAUGUAAAGCUAUUGAUUUGGUGCCUGAAGAUGGAAGUGGCGAGACGAUGAAGGCUCUUUUGUCCACAUCUGAGUUACCUGCUCGUGAAAUUGUAUAUCUCAGGCAGGGUCUGUCAACGGAAGACUAG
This is a messenger RNA of Haliotis rubra (blacklip abalone), 1089 nucleotides long. Its product is annotated as putative ankyrin repeat protein RF_0381. Gene Ontology annotation, cellular component: cytoplasm; nucleus. Lineage: Eukaryota; Metazoa; Mollusca; Gastropoda; Lepetellida; Haliotidae. The coding region runs from base 1 to 1089 and encodes 362 amino acids. Gene Ontology annotation, molecular function: protein binding. The transcript has a single exon. The record is from RefSeq and is a predicted model, not a curated record.